AUGCCUGUCCUUGGAGAAGCAGAGCGAAUGGAGAGAGCAAUGGCAAGAUCGAAGUCAUCAGGUGGAGGUGGAGGUGGAGGUGGAGGUGGAGGUGGAAGUGCUAGAGAAGGCACAACAAAAUCAAUAGUGGCUGAUCAAAUUUCUCAGGCUGUGCAAUCCACCUCCAAUCUCCUUCACCUCAUGCAACAGUCCUCUCCAUCCCAGGCCAAACUCAUGAAGCUCCCAAAGAACCUUCUGGCAAAAGCCUCUACUAUCAAGAACACUGGACGAGUUUUAGAGCAAAUGCCUAAGGUGAUCUCAUCCCUGGAUGCACAUAUGGAUUGUGGAUUGGAAAGUGUGACAAAACAGGCCAGAUAUGCAUCCAAGUUGAUAAGGAGCAAUGUGGCUGGAAAACAUUCGCUCCCAGAUAAUCUCUUGACUUUGCCUUGUGCUUUUGUUGAUGAUUUGGAUUGGCAGGAAAAUGACGUGAUGAUAUUUAGACCCGUUGGGAUUAGAAAUCUAUUACCAACCACAAUCCUAAUGGAGCCAGCUCGAGGGGUUGUAUUACCAAGAGAAGAGAAGUAA
This is a messenger RNA of Dovyalis caffra, 564 nucleotides long. The record is from the annotation of a GenBank genome assembly. Lineage: Eukaryota; Viridiplantae; Streptophyta; Magnoliopsida; Malpighiales; Salicaceae.